Molecule: messenger RNA, 795 nt
Organism: Procambarus clarkii (red swamp crayfish)
Lineage: Eukaryota; Metazoa; Arthropoda; Malacostraca; Decapoda; Cambaridae
Source: RefSeq, a predicted model, not a curated record
AUGGUGGCCUGGUUCAGGGUUCAAGUGGUAACCUGGUUCAGGGUUCAAGUGGUUGCCUGGUUCAGGGUUCAAGUGGUUGCCUGGUUCAGGGUUCAAGUGGUGGCCUGGUUCAGGGUUCUAGUGGUGGUCUGGUUCAGGGUUCAAGUGGUGGUCUGGUUCAGGGUUCAAGUGGUGGCCUGGUUCAGGGUUCAAGUGGGGGGCCUGGUUCAGGGUUCAAGUGGUGGCCUGGUUCAGGGUUCUAGUGGUGGCCUGGUUCAGGGUUCAAGUGGUGGCCUGGUUCAGGGUUCAAGUGGUGGCCUGGUUCAGGGUUCAAGUGGUGGCCUGGUUCAGGGUUCAAGUGGUGGCCUGGUUCAAGUGGUGGCCUGGUUCAAGGGUUCAAGUGGUGGCCUGGUUCAGGGUUCAAGUGGUGGCCUGGUUCAGGGUUCAAGUGGUGGCCUGGUUCAGGGUUCAAGUGGUUGCCUGGUUCAGGGUUCAAGUGGUGGCCUGGUUCAGGGUUCAAGUGGUGGCCUGGUUCAAGUGGUGGCCUGGUUCAAGGGUUCAAGUGGUGGCCUGGUUCAAGGUUCAAGUGGUGGCCUGGUUCAGGGUUCAAGUGGUGGCCUGGUUCAGGGUUCAAGUGGUGGCCUGGUUCAGGGUUCAAGUGGUGGCCUGGUUCAGGGUUCAAGUGGUGGCCUGGUUCAGGGUUCAAGUGGGGGCCUGGUUCAGGGUUCAAGUGGUGGCCUGGUUCAGGGUUCAAGUGGUGGCCUGGUUCAGGGUUCAAGUGGGUGCUUGGUUCACUAUCCCUUGACCAUUGUUUGA